CUGAAGAUGAAAUGCGGAGCACUUAAGCUAUGUUGGCAUUUUUUUUUUUUCCAUGGAAUCAUCAGAUUUUUGGGCAGCUUGGAAAACGUAUUAGACUCGGCCGUGGUCUCGGUCGGAGAGCUGUUCAAGAGCCUGUUUCAAGAAACGUGGCGCUUGGUGUUCAGGACGCUGGUAUUUUUGGCCACCGUCUUCAUAAGUUUGCUUUACAAGCCAAACUUCAACAAAUGGCUGAAGGAAGAGCGACACCGCAUUCGGACACAAUUGGCCGAUGAGCCUAUGUUCGGACUGAAGUGCAAGCCAUGCAAUCGGCCCCGUCAGUAUGGAAGAGAAGAUAAACGGAGGUGGUCUGGCCGGUCGUGGAAUAGCGUUCAAUCGGCGAGGGAAGAUGGAAUGAAUGUGCCUGAGGGUCAGAAGGAUAGUUUGACGAAGAAUAGUCUGCUUGAAUCACCUGAGGUAUAUGUGGAAUCAGAAAGGCCUCAAUGUGGCAGAGAUGUGAAUAUUAUGCCGAAUUUCGACGAUUAUCUGUUUCACUUGCUUCGCCACGAAAAUGUCAAAGGAAAAAAAAUUGCCAAUCGCAUUCUUAAGAGACCUAAAUCUAAAAACUAUUUGAGCAGAGACAUUUUUGUCUCUGAGAAGGUAAAUACUGGAUUUUUAGAAGAUGCUCGAGUUUUUGCCCUUCUGAGCAUAGACAAUUUUGUUGAGUGGUUUAGAGACAUGAUCCAUAUUUCUAUUGCUUGGUGUAAGAAGCCAUCUGUGAGAAGCGCGCAAUUUUUUUCGCCCAAGAACAUUUUUAAGCAACUGUCUGCCGCGGUGUCUGAAUUCGUGAUUAGUCCCUUGGUCUCUUUCAAGCGCAUAAUACGCGGAGACUUUCUAGACGAUCGAUAUCAGGCGAGACUUAGGUCUGCUGUUAAGAAACUCAUAGAGGGUCAGGGAUAUGUUUACGAGAGUUACGACGCAGUCACCAGCGACGGGUACAUUCUCAAACUCGAGCGCCUCGCUAGGCGAGACAGUCGCCGGGUACUCUAUUUUCAGCACGGGCUGAUGGACAGCUCUUUGGCCUGGUUCGGACGACUCGAAGGGGAGACCGCGUCCGCUUUGGCGUUCAGAGCCUAUGACGAAGGGUAUGACAUAUUUGUUGGUAUUUUUCGCGGUUGUGAGGAGGCCAUAAACCACGUCAAUCCCAACAUAAAGUCAGAGGAUUACUGGGAUUUCUCGAUCAAUGAUCACGGAUCAAAAGACAUUCCUGCGUUCAUUGAAAAAAUUAUCGAAAUAAAGCAAUCUGAACUAGGCGACAAGGAAAGACCAGACGUACAAUCCUUUCGAAUUACUAUUAUUGCACAUAGUAUGGGCGCUAUGGCCACUUUAAUACAUCUUGUAUGGUCAGGAAUUAAAAAAGUUCCUCACCAUAUCUCGUCAGUUAUUUUGCUUUCGCCUGCUGGAUACCAUAAAUCCGUUCCCUUUACUGUGUACGCUGUGGGAAUUCUGAUCAACGCAUUCAGGUACCUGUUCCCGUCGGUUCACGUCAUAAGAAUACCUGGAAGACGAUUCAGAAUUCUGUGCGGCAAAAUUUUUCAAGAUGUCAAAAAUUCGUUUUCUGGGCGCAUUAUUUUGUCAUGGAUUGUGUCAAGGUUUUUGGGCGGUUCUAUCGAUGAUCACGCGAUCGUGAACUGCAGCUUGAACUACAACGUCUACUCGGGAACGUCUUUUGGCGUGAUCCGACAUUUUUUGCAGCUGUGCAAGAGCCAAAAGUUCCAGGGCUACGACUACGGAGCCCGCAAAAACGUGCAGGUCUAUAACUCGCCUAUUCCAAUCGACUUCAUGGAGAACUAUGACAAAAUAGACAUUCCCAUUUGUUUCAUUACAGGUCUGGACGACACGCUCAUACCGCCCGUUAACACCAUUAUGCACUAUACGAGGUAUAACGAAGUGCGUCCUGGGAAGGCGUUUUUCAAGGCAUUUUCACGUCUCGGACACGUGGAUUUCACGCUGAGAAUAGAGGAGGAUUUAAUAUCGUUUAUUUUAUCGACGUUGAGGAAGAUGAAUGUCGAGGCGAGCGAGGCGGAUGGCCAGGUCAGUGGAAAGGUUUGAAUAAAAAAAAAUGUUAAAAUAUUAAAAAAAA
Molecule: messenger RNA, 2119 nt
Organism: Schistocerca gregaria
Lineage: Eukaryota; Metazoa; Arthropoda; Insecta; Orthoptera; Acrididae
Exons: 3
Coding region: 7-2088 (693 amino acids)
Biological process (GO): lipid metabolic process
Source: RefSeq, a predicted model, not a curated record